AUGUCUUACUUCUCCACAGGCGUUGAUAACGGUGGACUGGCCUCCUUAAACGACCAGGAGCAGGCGGUUCUAGCGAGUCCACCUCUGGACCAUGAGGACUGGCGCUGCGUGCGGCUGGUGUACCAGAUCACUGGAGGAGGUUCCCUGCAGCUCCACCUCCGACCCGAUGGAGAUAAUUUUGACUAUCCACUGUGGACAGCCGGCCGAGCCUCUGACAGCUGGCUCAUUGCCAGUGUGGACCUAGCAAAACACCACGACCCCCUACAGCACACGACGUUCUGCUCAUCUGUAUCUUCAACUGUUCCAGGCUACUACAUGUAUGUGGACUCUGUGUACGCCAAGCACUUCCAGGAAGUAGCCAAGCUGACUUCGCCCAUGACCACGGUGCCCAUAGCCGGCUGCCUGUCCUUCUACUACAACAGAGAUCAAGAGAGAGGAAACAUCUUUUCAGUUUUCACCAGAGACCAACUGGGCCACUACGAGGAGAUCUGGAGGCCAGGGGUGUAUGCUACAUCCGGCUGGACUCAAGUCAGCGUCGACAUCAAGGCCCCACACCCGCUGGAGGUGGUGUUCGAGGUGGCCUUCAACAGUGCCAGAGGUGGAUACGUUGCAAUUGAUGACAUCUCCUUCUCACCGGAAUUUUGCCACACUGACACAGAACCAACCUUUGACCCCUCCAUAGCCAACUGUGACUUCGAGAAUGGGCUGUGUCUGUACCAUCAGGAGAGGACAGAGAGUAAGGUGUGGAGCAUAGCGUCAGUAAAGCCUAAUGCCUACAGGAUAGGAGACCAUACCACAGGAACAGGACGUUUCCUCGUGGCAAACACACGUUUUACUUUGCAGCCCGGCUAUGUGGGUCGGCUUCAUGGUCCAUUGUUACCAGGCAACCACAAAUACUGCCUGAGGUUCUACUACCUGCUGCAUGGCUUUAGGAAAGUAGACAAUGCUCUGUUUCUCUACAUUUAUGACGAGAACAAUGUGGCCCAGGAGAAGGUGUGGAGCCUGACUGACACUUCAAAGGCUGUGUGGACUGAGGUGGAGAUCACCUACAUGAAGCCAAUGUUCACCAAGGUCGUGUUUGUCAGCAUAUGUAAGAACUUCUGGGAAUGUGGCCUUGCUGCCAUCGAUGACAUCACAGUCAGCCUGGGGGAUUGUCGAAUGACAGCAGGCUCCCUCCCGGGCCAGUGUGACUUUGAAGGUGGAAUCUGCGGCUACACCCAGGACAAGAGAGAAGACAAAGCCGACUGGCUGAGAAUUCGAGGACACACCCCUACCUCUUUUACAGGACCCCGAGGAGACCACACUACUGGGGUGGGCUACUUCAUGUACAUCGAGGCGUCCCUCAUGCGUCCAGGUGACAAGGCCCGACUGCUGACCUCUGACCUGCGGGGCUCUUCGUCCCCUCAGUGCCUGGUCUUUUACCACCACAUGUACGGCUCCGGCACCGGCAUACUGAGCGUGCUCCUGCGCCGCGCCGACGGACAACGCGACACUUUGCUGUGGCGCCGCCGCGGCGAGCAGAGCGUCAGCUGGAUGAGGGCAAUGGUGGACUACCACUGCGACGUCCGACACCAGAUUGUAUUUGAAGCCAUCCGGGGCCCGACACUGCGGAGCGAUAUCGCCAUCGAUGACAUCCAUUUCAAAAGGGGACCCUGUGAAGAUCCCGGCGACGUCACUCCGUACUCGGGCUUCUCCGAGUUUUUCAAUGAGAUUGAGAAAUGAGACCGGCGGGACGUUCCGCGCAGCUUUUUCUUUGUUCUUUGGAAGUGCAAGUUUGAAGGAGCCUUCGAGACAAUUGACAGCGUUGUAGAGCGAUGCUUUUGUUGCAGCCUGGACCUCCACCCCGCUGUACUUCUCUUUCAUUCACGUCCCCAGUCCAGACAGUUUUUAUGCUAUUGUGUCAUCGGCCCCAGUUCAUGACAACGCAUUCAGUCAGUCAUCACUCAAAUGAGUGACAACACUCCUUAACAGGUGUUAAGGCAAGUCAACGCUGUGCACGAAAAAGAGGUUGUGCAAAUAUUUGCCCUUUAUUUGGCACAGAUUUUAUUUGAUUUUAAACACCUGACGUUCCUCGAAGGUAACAGUGUAUUUGCUGGGGACUAUUGUUAGUGCCAAUGAAUCGACAUUCGCUUCUCUAGUGAGCAUUUGGAGCCAAACUAAAUCAACAGUUGAAAAAUCUGUGCACAGUUGGUGCAUAGAUGUGGUUUGUGUGGGAGGAAAACAAAGCAGACAGCCACAAGACAACAUAAUGAACACAUUAAUGCCGAACACACCAGGCAGCGGCAACUGACACUUGUUUGGCCUCCAAAACGCAAGCAGGCAAUACUUAAUAAUCCUUUCAUUUUUGCUUCCAAUGUUUGAAUUUACACAUGGAUUGGUUUUCCGAGAGGUGGUGAUGUCAGGAAAUGUCCACACGCCCGUGCGGAUCUUUCCCACGUUUCUCAUCUCACAAUAGAACCACGGUUGCAUUGGUUAUUUUUUUCACGAGAUUCCACACAUUGUAUUAUGUUAGUUCCACUGUGACAAAGGAUACGAGUCCAGCAUCAGUCUUAAGCCACAAUCAGAUAUUGUCACGUUUGUUUUUGGUAAAUGCAGUGUAUCAGUGUCUUCUCAAGACGUGGAUUUGGGGAGGUGCUGGAAACCUUCCCAGGGGAUUGAACCAGUGCCCAGUCAUUGGUAUUGUAACGUUCCCGUGGACUCUCCAGCCAAUCAUGCUACUAAUCUUUAAUCUUCUGCUGUGCACCAGACUGAACGUGGAGGUGUGGGCAAUAAUUCAGAGGUCUGGAACCUGACUACAUACUGUGAGCUUCUCUACUGACAACUAGACUUUAUUUCUUGCUUAUCUCACAAUUCUAUUAACCCUUGACACCAAAGUGCAUGAAUCCGUCACUUGAACUCUUAUGUUUGGCUCCAGUAAACGUUGAUCUUACUUCACCCCUUAAAGAAAUGUUUUGGUUUGUAUCAAGUUAUUUGGUCUCCAUUGAUGGUAUAAAAGAAGUGGACGUACUUACUGUUUGUGCUGUGCCGAUUUGAUGCUGCCAUCUUGUUUUUUUGGUCGUCGCUAUCUUAGUUUUUUUAACCAGUAGUGACAGGACCAGAGUGUUAAAAACUUUCAUGAACCGAAACCCCCCCCGAUCCUCCCCCAACAUGAAGGGUUAAAGCAGCACGUCAAAAACACGGUAAUCCACCAGAAAGAGCAAUGUCAGGGUAGCAACCUGUCAAUCAAGAGGUAGCCCCGCCCUAAAGCAUGCCUUGCUUUAUGGUAUUUAUGACUCUAGAUUUACCAUAAUUUACUCAACAAACAUUAUGUUGUAGACUUGAAACAACAGAUUGAGACAUAAACUCAUGUUUAGUUUGUUUUAAGAGAAGUAGAGCCGUGUUUUACAUCCCGACCUUUUGUUACCAGAGAAGUCGCCCCCCGAUGGACGUUGAGGAGAAUGCAAGCUUAAGCAAUUAAAACAUUGGCUUCCCUCUUUACAAUUGGAGGUUGCCGCCAGGUCGCCGACAUUUUGAGGAAUUUUAUAUGUGUAGUCUGAGUUGAGCGCGCAGCGCUAGCAAGCAGAGCGGAGAGGAAAUUAUCAGCGCUCCACGCCGAUGUUGUUAAUAACUCUCAAAUCUUUCCUCAGGGGAGAAUCAAAUAUAUUGAAAAGACAAAAUAUUUGGAUGGUCAACCAAUAACAUAAGUUCAAUAUAGUAACCCAUCAUAUCAUAUUGCUAUGAUAACUAACCGUUUAUAAACAUUUCUUGAUCAAACCA
Gasterosteus aculeatus aculeatus (three-spined stickleback) is the source of this 3756-nucleotide messenger RNA. NCBI's taxonomy places the organism in Eukaryota, Metazoa, Chordata, Actinopteri, Perciformes, Gasterosteidae. The record is from RefSeq and is a predicted model, not a curated record.